Phascolarctos cinereus (koala) is the source of this 660-nucleotide messenger RNA. It is a transcript of the gene GIMD1, whose product is annotated as GIMAP family P-loop NTPase domain containing 1. NCBI's taxonomy places the organism in Eukaryota, Metazoa, Chordata, Mammalia, Diprotodontia, Phascolarctidae. The record is from RefSeq and is a predicted model, not a curated record. Gene Ontology annotation, molecular function: GTP binding.
AUGGAUGAUAGCCUGGGGCUUAUUAUAUCAAACAGUGUUGAGAUGAUCAUCAACCUGGCCCUCUUUGGUGGGACCCAGAGUGGGGAAAGCUCUGCUGGCAACAGCUUGCUGGGCAGCACAGACUUCCCCAGCUGUUUGGCUCCAUAUUCUGUGACCAAAGACUGCAGCCUGGGCCGAAGCUGCCAAAUUGCCCACUUCAUGAGGCGUGAUGGGCAAGAAAUGACUCUGCAGAUUCAAGUAUUAGACACGCCAGGCUAUCCCCACAGCAGCCUGAGCCAGGAGCAGGUGAAACAGGAAGUGAAGGAGGCCCUGGUGAGGCAUUUUGGAUGAAACAGUCUCCACCUUGCUCUACUGGUCCUGAGAGCCGAUGUGCCCCUCUGUGGAGCGAGAGAAUGUUCUGCCAUCUAGCUGCUGCAGGAACUUCUGGGUCCUGCUUGGAAGAAUUUUACAGCCAUUCUUUUCACCCAUGCAGAAAAACUAGAAGAGGCUCGACUCAGUGAAGAGGAAUACUUACACACUGCUUCUCAUCCUCUAUUAACUCUGUUGCACUCUGUUCAACAGAGAUAUAUUUUUCAAUACAAUCAGAAAAUCACACUUAAAGAACAAAGAAUAAUAGAAUUUGUUAAAGAAAAUUGUUACCAAGCACUUUAUUUUAAAUAA